Messenger RNA from Spizellomyces punctatus DAOM BR117, 5140 nucleotides. RefSeq lists its product as uncharacterized. The record is from RefSeq and is a predicted model, not a curated record. Gene Ontology annotation, cellular component: nucleus. Bases 208 to 4740 code for a protein of 1510 amino acids. Lineage: Eukaryota; Fungi; Chytridiomycota; Chytridiomycetes; Spizellomycetales; Spizellomycetaceae. Gene Ontology annotation, biological process: cytoskeleton organization; regulation of cell shape; regulation of transcription by RNA polymerase II. The transcript is spliced from 17 exons. Gene Ontology annotation, molecular function: protein binding.
CGCAAAUUCUGAUUCCAGACUUCUUCUACAACUUUGCUGGGCCAUUGGCAAGCAUUUACGACUCUGAAGUCUGUUGUAGGAUCCCUCUUUCUGCGUUGUAGGCGCCUUCACACAGCCAUCCGAACCCCAGUUUCUGAAUUUUCCCUUGUUCAAAUUGUCCGACUCUGGCAGCAUACAUAGUAUCCUAUUGCAGUACCUGCGGAAGUGAUGACUUCCCCUUCGGGGCAGGGGUUGUCUUUUAGCAGCAUCAUACUUCCUCGGUUGAAAGCUCAGUUUGAGAAUUCUGGACAGGCUUCAAAUUCCGUGUCCAAGUCACCCACGAACGCUGCAGCCGCUAUUGAGCGAGAUGUACUGUUUUUGGUUGCCCGAUUCCUUUCCGGCUCCAAAUUAAGACGAACGUUUGAUACCCUCCGUGAAGAGUUAAGUGAAUUUGAACCAGGGACACCACCUUCGGAGCAGGAGUUUCUCCUUCCCACCCGAGUGGAUUGGACCGGAAGACGGCAUCAUCAGACCUACGAGGAGCUGGCAAACAAAAAUCCCCACAUUACCGCCAGCCAUCUUCCUCAACUUAUUGAGCGGCUUACCGCAAUCGCCGGCCAGACUUCGUGCCACUCAUGGCUUGGAUCGCAGAAGUCCCUGUUGGGAAUAGGAUUGGGAUCGCUAUGCACGAACCUCGAUGGCGUGCAUCGUAAGUCCCCAGAUGAGCGACGAAGAGAUCAACCACCACCUUUCCAGAUCCGUGAUAUGGAACUAUCUCAACUUCCGCGACCUCGAGCAGAUAAGCCGUUACGCAUUUUUUAUCGCCGUUUCGAAACGAUGCUGACAACUCGAGGUCAUAUGGCCGCCGCGUACAACCUCCUGUGGGACCGCACAGGUACCACCUUUUUUACAGGUGGCGAUGAUAGUUUGGUCAAAGUAUGGUGCGCUCAAAGUGGGCUGCUAAUGCGAACGCUUCGGGGUCACGCGACAUUCCUGGAAGAAAAUGGGCAGCCAGUGGAGCAUCAUUUUAUUGCUGAUAUGGCGAUUAAUGAGGAAAAUACGAUGCUCGCUACGGCUUCAUCCGAUGGAACAGUCCACGUGUGGAAUGUUCAGACCUGGGACCCUGUCAUCUGUUUGCAGAUUCGCAAGAGCAUCUCGAGAAUCAUGUUCUCACCAUCCCCGGUGGACGAUAACCAAUGUCUGAUAGUAGGGUCUAAAGACGGAAAAACUCGCGUAUAUAGAUGGAUACCGCAUCGGCAGACUUUUGAUCCCAAGCCCAUCAUUCUUCAAACUCAUGAUAAGAGGAUCGAUCAAGUCGACACUCUCGCAUUCAACCGAACGGGAACCCGAUUUGUUGUCGGAGGAACUGACGGUCUGAUCUAUCUAUACAAGAUUAUACCAAAAUCAUGGGCACCUAUCGAUCCGUUUCAACAACAGGCUCUGGCAGAAGAUGGUGAUGAAAGAUUUACUUGCACCUUACUGAGUAGACUGGAGGCUUCUUCUUUGGAUUAUCAAGACAAACCGAAGAAACAGACAAAUAUCUGUGUCAAAGAGCUGAAGUUUAGCCACUCCGGUGAUCGCUUCAUUUCGGGGUGUGCGGACGGCACGGCAAUGAUUUGGCAGCCAGAUACCGUGACAAAAGCUUGGAUUGGGCAGAAACUAUUGCCAGCGGAGGACCAGCAACGAUCCGCGGCCCCCCAGAAAGUACCCGCAGAUCGGCAAAACCAUGAUAGUGCAAGUGAUGUGACAUCAGCAGAGCCUAGCCAGGGAGUCAAUGGAGGGCCAAAUGUGAUGUCAAAUGGAGCGCCUAACGGAAUUCCAUAUUUGGACCCACAAUCGGCUCUUGUCAACAUAUCGAUACCGCCCAGCGUCUCCGAUAACUCUGAGGCCUCAUCAGGAGCACCAGUUGUCAUGGAUGGCAUCCCUUUAGGCGGGGGUUCUGUCAAUAUUGGAGUGACCGUGCAGACAAACGAGACACCGAUCCCAGUGAUACCACCACAGGAGGGUGUUACGGAAGUGGAAGAGAUACCCGGCAUUACUGCUUUGUGUUGGUCUCUUGACGACAGCAGGGUAAUUACUAUUAUGGCCGAUCGUUUGGUUCGGGUGUGGGACUCCUAUACUGGCGAGCUCCUACACACUGUGAAGGGUCAUACCAAUCCAGCUUGGAUCCUGGAUUGCCACCCAAAAGACACCCGUGUGGUUCUUAGCGCAGGACACGAUGGAAAGCUCAUAAUCUGGGACAUCAUCGCUGGCCGGGAGUUGAAGAGCUUCGAGUUCGACGAUGCGCUACUGGAAGCCUCUUUCUCGCUCGAUGGGGAUACUAUAGCCGCUGUGGAUUUGAUUGGCCAAACGCAUCUGCUUGGCGCUGGCAAAGAUUCCUCGGAUUAUACACGGAAUUAUGACCAAUUCUUUCCGAGCGAUUUUACCAUGGUGCGAUUACAACCCGAUGGAUCGCUGCUAGAUGUGCAGAAUAAUGUAGCACCUCACCUCGUUCGGCAAGGAAACUUAGUCGAUAUCCGACAAAGCCCGUAUUUUAUCGACUACCCGGCUUUAAGGCACAGGCACAAGCUGGAUCGCUCCUUACCCAUUGAUCAUGACUAUAUUGUGGAAGAACGUGAGGUGAAGCUACUGCUUAUUGACGAAGAACGACGAAGUGUGCCCUUCGAGCAAGAAAAUGCUUGGACGGAAGAGAAAAACAAAAAGAGGAGGCGAGCCAGAACAGCAGCGAAUACCAGUUGGGAACCAGAUCUAGAGCUCUUGGAGGCCCUUAAUACUCAGGAUCCCAUAAUUCCUCUUCCGCAGUCCAGUGGAGAUGAAUACACGGGAGAAGAAGAGGAAUCGGCAGAAGAUAAUGAUUGGGCCGAUGGAUCAGACAUUUCUGUGUCCGCCGAUGACGAUAACUUCGUUGUUGAUGACGAUGAUGAUGUCGGAGGAAGCAACAUCCGUCGAAAGAGAAAGUCUCCGAAAAAGGGCAGUGGGGCCGGAAGAAAAAGAAGAAAGCGGCAACGGGCAAGUGACGAUGAAGAGGACAUGGCGCGGAGUAGUAGACGCAAAGCUCGAGUUAGCUCGUACAAGGAAGAUGUAAAUGACGAUGACGAUGAUUAUCUCGCAUCGGAGGAUGAAGAUGACGAUGAUGACAAUAACGAUGAUGACCAUAGGGAUGUGCAAAGGGUUGACAAGGGCAAGCGAGCUGCUAAUGCCAAAACGUCCGAACGAAGUAGAAGGGUGAAGGCCACGAAGAAGAAAGCAGUACCGCUUCCAGCUGCCAUCACUGUCCCAAGUGAAUGGGUCUCAAUGGUAGAACCCAAAAGGACCCCAUAUUUGCCACAAAUUGGCGAUAUGGUAGCGUAUGUGAAGAAAGGGCACAUUCAAUUCCUGGAGCAAGCUGUCGACAAGGGGGUUGCGAUACAGUUUGAUGUCGACGACAGUCGUCCCGAAGUGGUGUUCGGCGAGGUUGAUAAGCUUUCGUUCUAUCCGGGCGAUCCCGUGACAUGCAGUGUUAGUCUUCAUGUGCACGAGGAUGAAACCAACAGAGGAAAUCUACUUCCUACUCGGAAAACUCUCAAGCCAGUCUUGAAGGGUGGUCGGAAAGAUGUGCUGAAGGUGCACUUCUGGGACCUGGAAGGAUGUUCUGAUUUCAUUAUUCUGUUUGACAAUUAUGUGAAUGCCAUGCACGGAUUCUGGAAAGAAGGAGACGAAGUGCUGGCUGAUUACUCGGAUGGGUUGUACCAGGGUCGGAUUGAGAGGGUACUGCACCAGGAAAGCCCGUGGUGCAAGUUCUUGGUGCGAUGGGAGGAGGCACCAUUUGAUACGGAGGCCAUGAGUGCAUGGGAAUUACACAGACCGGAUGCAGAUCACGAUGAGAUACCUGAAGAGAGACUCAAUGGGGAAGAAAUGUCCCGCAUCUGUGAAAUUCUCCUCGAGUGGAAAAACCGCGAUGACAUGGCCUUGUUCAUUGAAGAGGUACCUUAUGAGGAUUACCCGACUUACUUGGUGGUGAACCCGUAUCCCAUGUUCUUGGACAGAAUCAUCCAGCGUUUGGGUAACGCUUUCUAUAGAAAGGUGGAGGCUGUAGCGUGGGACGUUGACGUCAUGAUUCAGAAUGCAAAGCGAUUCAAUGAACAGGGAUCAGCACCUUACUCCUUUGCGGAGAACAUCCUGCCCCAGCUUCGCGACGAGAUUAUGGGUGAUACACUAUCAAGAAACAAUCGAAAAUGGUCAAUAUCGUCCGCGCCUUCGACACAUGACAAAAAACCACCAAAAUUAAAGUUGGUUGUACGAGGCUCUGCUGCCUCGGACUCUGACGAAUUCAAUCUAGAUGAAGGUGACCGGGAUGUUUUGUUUGGCAGCGUGGGUACCUCAGCAAGUCACAUGAAAACGCCGAAUCAAAAGCGAAAACGUGUAAUUGAUGAUGAGGAUGACGACGAGGAUGAAUAUCGUGAAUCUGGCGAGGCGGAGGGUAGUGAAGAGGGUAGUGACGAGGAUGAAGAUGCCGUUGGAAGUUCUGAGGAAUCCGAUGGAGUAGAUUAUCAAAAACGACCAUCUCCCAAACGUAGACGAAGCCAGCUGAAUGACGAUGAUUCGGAAUAUCAGAGGAGUCCCCGGAAACGGAACACUACGCGAACACGUCGCGAGUCCAUCAACGAUGUGGUUCAAUUACCAUCCCCUCCCGCGAACGAUGGGCCCUCAACUGCUAAAAAAGUCCGUGGAAGACGAAAGGCCCGUCGUGUGGAGGACAGCAGUGAUAGUGACUGGCCUUGAUGACAUUUUUGCGGCGUCUUGUAUAUAGCUUUGCCCUGGUGGACACAGUGGGUGUUCUGGAAGUUGGUAAUAGUUUUCUCUUUCGAAACAAAAUAUCUUUGUAUUUAAUUAGACGUUGGGGAUCCCGUGGGGAACUCCACCUGCGAAGGGUAAUCGAACGCUCAUUUCUCCUGUGUUAUCUGUACAGUCAGCACAAUGACGGCUGGAUAUGACUCGCAAAGGGUGGAUCUUGGGAUCCUUAUGGCACUAUGGGUACCUCAAAGACGUCGGGAGUGGCCCGAGUGCAUGAGUUCCCCAUUUACUGUUUACGAGUUUCCCUAGUUCUGACAAGAGUUUUGGUAUGGGGAACGUUCUUUGAAGUAUGUAAUAUUAUACAUUAAAUUGAAUCUGCUGAACCACU